AUGGGAAGCACAUCCAAUGCACCAGUCAUCCUUUUUGGAUACCCCUUCUCCCCUUACGUUCAAAAGAUUUCUUUACUCCUCCACUUGACCGAGGUUCCUUUCGAGUUCCAAGAGGUUGGCCCUCUGAUUCCACGCCCGGAGCUCGAGUCCAUUGGCAUCACCUACCGCCGCGUGCCGAUAUUGGCGGUGGGAAAGGAUAUCUAUUGCGAUAGCAAAGUCCAGCAGAGAGUAAUUCUCGAGAAACUCGCGAAGAAGAAGAUACCGACAUCGAUUGCUGACCGAGCAUGGGAAGAAUGGGGAUUUGUUGUGUUUGAUCAAACACUUGGUCUUGCGCCAGGAAAAGUCAUGACUCCUGAGUUUCAGAAGGAUCGCGGGUCGAUCUAUCCGUUGUUGAUCAGACCGGAUUUUGAUACGCUCCGGGAGUCUGCGAUUGCGGACUUGUAUAGUCGCCUCGACUACCUCGAGAACACGGUGCUCGAGAAGACGAUGUACAUUGGCGGAGAUGAAAUCACACUGGCCACUGUCCACGCGAUAUGGGGCAUUCGAUGGGAUUUACACGGCAUUGAAGAUCAACCACCGGGGUUGGGAGAAAAGCAUCAAGCCGUCGGAAGGGAACGAUUCCCCAAAGUCUGGCGCUUGAUUGACAGCCUACCCCUUCCGGACUUGCACAAGAUCAGCUUCGAGGAGGCCAAGGAGAAGAUCUUCCAGUCUGACUACACCUCUGAUGUCAAAGGACUUUUGAAGGAUGAGCCGACGGAGAUACCAAUCGGUACUCCUGUUACUGCCGAUAAUCUGGGCUCGGACCCACGAAAGCACUCCGUACACGGUAAACUUCAAGCGACGGAUGGGUAUGAGUUUGUCCUUGAUGUGCCUACCGGGCUUCGCAUCCACUUCCCACGUGAGAGUGUCAUUCUUCGCAGGGCGUAA
Ramularia collo-cygni is the source of this 927-nucleotide messenger RNA. RefSeq lists its product as uncharacterized. Bases 1 to 927 code for a protein of 308 amino acids. Lineage: Eukaryota; Fungi; Ascomycota; Dothideomycetes; Mycosphaerellales; Mycosphaerellaceae. The record is from RefSeq and is a predicted model, not a curated record. The transcript has 4 exons.